GUCGCUGUGCAUUAACUACUUUGUCGAACCAACAAUGACUUUAUUAUUGUGUUAGUGUAAUGUAUUUCUGUGCAAAAUAGUGUUAAAACAAAAUUGUUACCGUUAAUUAAUUGUUGUGUGCAUUAUAUUUAAUUUCCACAUUUUCCCUAACCCAAACAAACCUCCAAUUUAUUUGUCACCGUAAAUUGGCAUUUGCCCAGAUUAGAAGAUACGGAAGUUCACGGGUCAGAACUGUUAUAAUUUCCUGAAAAUAAGUUAAUUCAAGUUUCAAAAAAGUAAUAUCAUCAGUGAUUUAGCGAAAUUUCAAGUUAUCAUAAAUCAAAACCCUCAAACUGUCGUACGUUCAAGGGCUUAACCUUGAUUGCAACUCUCAUUGAAAGCUGGCAUGACAUCAUGGAAAUAGUCGAUGAGGAAAUGUACUCGAACGACCCCGCUGUCUCCGGGGAGGAGAUCGUCGAAGAAUGGCUGUCUCUAUUCGCCACCGAGACACUAACCACUGCCCACUUCAAGCAGCACUGGAAGGAAUGGGUCCCCAAGAUCUACAGCCCCCCGCUGAACGAGAGCUGCCUAAACUGGCGAUUUGACGAGCAACGAGGCCAAAAGAUCCUUUUCAAAACGCUAGAAGAGUUCAUCUGCAGCGGCAACCCUAGUUCGGUGCUCACAAGACUGAGUGAAAUGGACAAACCACCAUCAGUCUGCGGAAAAGUCUUCAAAUUAGGUGAACCCACUUACAGCUGUCGGGAAUGCGGCAUGGACAACACGUGUGUCCUCUGCGUGGACUGCUUCAAGCACUCCGAACACCGUUUCCACAAGUAUAAAAUGGGCACGUCGCAAGGGGGCGGCUGCUGCGACUGCGGCGACGUAGAAGCGUGGAAGAAGGCCCCUUUUUGCGAAAUCCACAUCGCGGGCACUAAGGACGGAGACACCAACAAGAGCCUCCCUGAAGACGUCAAAAAACGCACACAGUUGGUGUUUGAAGCUGUUCUAUGGUACGCUUACAACCUACUCAACACAGGGCAGAUUUCAGAUAUUAGACUAGGGGACAUUUCUGACAGUUUCUUUGACAAUGAUACCUACUGUACCAUCUUGUAUAACGACGAAAUUCAUACUUUUGAGCAAGUUAUCUCGACGUUAACUAGGGUUUUAAAAUGUAAUCAAAGAACGGCGAUUGAAUUCGUCACGAAUAUAGACCGAGAAGGGCGAGCCGUUGUCAAGUGUUCGUCGUUCCAGCAUUGCAAUGAAUUAAAACAAGACAUUGAAAAAUACACUUCGCGACAUGGCAAUAAACCGCUGAAGGUUUUAGUAAAUCAUGCUUAUGUCAUCGCCCACCAAGUCUACGCCAUGAAGUUGUUAACCUGGUUGCAAAACUUCCUAGGACACGGGGCCGGCUUCAGGGCUAUUUUCGCCCAAGUCGCAUUGGAAACCCCCCAGAACGAAAACUGUAUCAUCAAAGGUAUUCUUCUCAAAGACUCCACUCUUUGGAAAAGCGCCAGAUCGCAAUGGCAACGCCUCCUCAUUUCCGGGAUGCUCCUAGAAUACGAAAACAAGAAAGAGUUGGCGAAGAUUUUCACCAAAAACUACGGGCCCGUAAUGAAGGAUUUUAUCAAGGACGACCACGACCAUUCAUUUUCGAUUUCGUCACUAUCUGUACAGUUAUUCACGGUUCCGACUUUGGCGCACCAUUUAAUUGCUUGCGACGACGUUUUGUACAUCCUCUUGAACACCUUCAUGUCUGAAUGCUCCGGGAAAUGUAACAAAGCCGGGAAACUGGAAUUCGAGAGAAGUCCAUCGAGCGCGGCUUUCAAAAGAGCGCACUUCAUGCUUCACGACUUGCGAUAUCUCUUGAGCUCGAUUCCCGAAAACUGGAAUGACGAUUUACGCAAAAACUUCCUUCACGGGUUGUUCAUUAUGCUUAAUUUAUUCACGAAAAUGCAAGGAAUGGAUGCGGUAACUAGGCAAGUGGGUCAGCAUAUGGAGUACGAGCCGGAGUGGGAAUCCGCCUUUAAUCUUCACAUUCGGUUAGCUUACUGCAUCUCUUUGGCUAUUAAGUGGUGCAGUACUGACAGAGUCGUGUUGGUUAAAGCCUACAGAGCUGUAUUGAAGAAGUUGGACGAAAACCCGUGCUAUGACCCUCACGAGCGCUGGGAAGCCAUAGAACUAGUCGAUCAUAGCGCUUCUUGUAUAAUGUACGACGUAGCGUUAAAACCGGUUUCCAUCCAUCUACCCCUGUCUCGCUUCCUGGCGGGUUUACACCUAUACCUAGAGAAGUUUGAUAUUCAUUUUGAUGAAAUGCAAGCGCCGAAACCGACUCCGGUAGAAAUCAUGGAACCGGUGUUACGGGCUCAGGUUAUGAUAGCCCAGGUACAUGCGGGAAUGUGGCGAAGAAAUGGCUACGCACUUUUGAACCAACUCUACUUUUACCAUAACGUCAAAUGCCGAACUGAAAUGCUCGAUCGAGACAUAACACUCCUCCAAAUGUGCGCUUCGUUAAUCGAAAGCAACGAAUUUCUGAUUCACGUUUUGCACAAAUUCAAUUUAAUCAACUGGGCUUCGGCCGAUUAUGAAGUGACCAGUUUAAAGUCGCCUGAAGAAGAUAGCAUGAGACAGACUAUAAGUUUAGUGGAAGAAUUUUUACAACUUCUUAUUGUAGUAAUAGGGGAGAGGUACAUGCCGGGAAUUAGCAGCGUCACCACUGAAGAUAGAAUCAAGAAAGAAAUUAUUCAACACCUAUGUAUUAAACCGAUGCCCCAUUCGGAGCUUAAUAAGAUCAUCACUGACGACAUCGCCCACGAAACCGCCUUAGAUGACGUCAUCGAUGAGUUAGCAGUCUUCAAGAAACCCACACAGACUUCCGGGAAAGGUGUCUAUGAGUUGAAGGACCAGUUCUUUGAUGAUUAUAACGUGUUCUUUUAUCACUACACCAGAGAAGAGUUAUCAAAAUCUGAAGAAGCGCAGCGAAAGCGGCGUAAAGGAGCCGGUGAUUUGGAAUGUUGUCCCCCACCGAGACUCCUCAAAUUAAACGAGUCCUUCCACAUGUUAGUCAACUUGUUACAAUGCGACGUGAUGCUCCACAUCAUGCAGAUCGUGCUCGAACGCUGCAUCAAUUUACGAGCCAGAAGCUACUCAGAGUUACAAUUACAUAAAGUUUUACACUUAAUCGGGUACGCGUUACAGGAGGAAGAAUCCAAGAACUACCCCUUCUUUAAAUUCAUCAUCAACUCAUCUAAAUUUAACAUUUUCAACCUCGUAACUGAGCUUCUCGAAUGUCCGCGGUUAGACGCUCACAAGGGGUUAGUCAAGUGGGUUUUGCGAAAAUACAAAGACGUGGCAAACCAAAAAGGUAAUGAGGGUGGUAGCAGCAGCGACGGCGGCGAAACUUCCACUAGUACCAACAUCGACAACGAAAAAGAACGACGCGCGAAAAUGGCAGCGGAAAGAAGAGCCAAAAUCAUGGCUCAAAUCACCGCCAUGCAGAAAACUUUCAUGAAAGAGAACGCGGAGCUUUUUGAGGAAACUAACAUCGAGGGGUCGGUGAAGGCGCCAAAGUUGGACGAUCUGGCGAUGGACGUGAGCGAAAGCUGCGAGGAGCAACCAGUGGCUUUGGGUUCCAAACAAACCACUAGAAUAGGGAUUGAAAAAACCUACGUUUGUAUUCUGUGUCAAGAAGAAGAGAAGGUUACCAAGGACGGGCCGACGCUUGUGCUGGCCGCUUUCGUCCAACAGUCCACCGUUCUGUGCCAACACAAAAACAAUGAAGUUCUGACGAGUAUGCAAGACCCUUUGUACCUAAAUUCGAACCUAGGGCCCGCCCCCCAUACCAGUACGUGUGGCCACGUAAUGCAUAGCGAGUGUUGGAGGAAGUACUUCGAUAAUGUGAUGAUAAGGGAGCACAGGAGGCCGUACAGAUUGCGACAUCCGGCGAGCUUUGAUGUUGAUAAGCAGGAAUUCCUGUGCCCUCUUUGCGAGUGUCUUAGUAACACAGUGUUGCCUUUGGUACCUCCGUUGAACAUUCUUCAGCCGAGUCACCCGAAGAACUUGUCCACGUACGACGAGUACUUAGCUUGCGUGGAUGUCAUCUUGAAGAAGAAGGUCAAAGUUUGUCACGGUAUUCUCAAGUGUAGUGCCGCUGAUUGUUCCAAUGUUCACUGCAGCGCGUGUUUGAACGGCUCGAAUGGUACCAAUCUAGAUUCCGAGUCGAUGUCGAUUUGCGAAGCCAACUGCUUACUGCAGCCUUACCAAGUCUUCUAUUCUUGUAUUUUCGACAACGCUAGUGAGGAUUUCGGAGAUUUGCAAAGUAAAUUCGAGGGGUUGUUCCCUGGGGAGUGUCCUGAGUUAGACGUGAAUUUAAGGGAGAUGGUUCAACUAUUUGCUCAAGUAACUUACACGAGGGGGUUGAAUGUUAACCCCCACCCUUCUGACAAACGGUUAGCACCUAUGGCUUGGAAGUCGCUAUCCUACACCACUCACGCCAUUGAAGUGUUACUGAGGGAUUCAAAUAAACCCCUCUUGGGUAACCUGUCGAGUCGACAACGCGACUGCAUCGAGAGUCUAGUGCGGAUAGUAGGGGUUUUAGGAACCACCUGGAACAACAGCGUCGUCAUCAACAACCACGCUUUGAAUUUGUUGUCGAUUUUGCACGAACACCCAGACGAAGGUCCUUCCAUUCUACAAUGGGACUCAUUCGGGUUUUUGAUCCCUCUAACUUUCGCCUUGCCUAGUCUUGCGGAUAAAGAAUCUCCAACGCCUAUACCCACCGGUGGUACCCUAGAACUACACACGCUUCGAACCGUGUUCCUAGCUCACAUCGUUAAAAUACUCAUCCUGAUGGAUCUGGAAAAAUUGAGCGACUCGAUGGACACGGGCUUGAACGACGACCACGAAAUUCUCGAAGUUCUCAAGACGAUGAAGAAACACAAAGACGGUUUGAGCGGCCACUCGGUAUGGAAGCACGUCCAAGACGCCUGCGUACCGUUCCUGCGAUGCUGCUCUCUGUUUUAUCAUUACUUGACUGAUGUACCUGCACCAUCAGUAUUACUUGAAGUAGGUGGCGACACUUUCGCUAAUAUGUGUACAUAUUUAGAUUUGCCGCAAACACCCAAAGAUCUGUUUAGUUCCGAAAGAGUAUGGAAGUUGGUGAAGAAGUGGUGUAAGCACGAAGAGGUGGAACUAUUUCUUCUAGGGACGCCGCUCCAGGUGGUGCACGAACCCUUGCCGGUUAACCGUUUGAUCGACCUACCAGCGGACUACAGCGAGUUGAUCAACACGGUUUCUACUUUCACUUGUCCGAAUAGCGACGAAGACGCUAGAACUCCCAGUAUGUGUCUGGUUUGUGGCGAGAUUCUUUGCUCACAGAGUUAUUGCUGCCAGAUGGAACUCAAUAAUAUGCACGUGGGGGCUUGUAAUUACCACGCGCAGAUGUGUGGUGCUGGUGUCGGGAUUUUCCUCAGAGUUAGAGAGUGCGAAAUCUUGUUCCUGGCGACUCCGCUCAGAGGAAGUUUCGUUUCUCCGCCAUAUUUAGACGACUAUGGAGAGACUGAUAUGGGGUUGAGAAGAGGGAACCCGUUGAGGUUGUGUACAGAUAGGUACAAGAAAUUGCAAACGUUGUGGUUGAGUCAUAGCAUACACGAAGAGAUCGCAAGAGCAAUAGAGUCAAAUAAUCACGUGAUUACAACGCAAUGGCAUCAUCUAUAGAUUUUUAUCAAAUUGUGAUUUUUUAAUACUAACUAUAUAGAGAUUUGUUGACUAUUUUUUGUGUAUGAGUACUAAUUUAUUUGUUAUCGCAGCUGACUACAACAAUUUCAACAAAAUUUCUUUUAGAAAUUGUACUUACUGUAAAUUUUUUUCACUCUAUCCCACAACACUGUUGUAUAAUUUAGUAGAUGAAAUUACUAUUUAUUAUAGCAAGAGUAAAUAAACAGUUGUAUUAUAUUAUAUGUAACAAUACAAAAGUCUUAAUUA
Molecule: messenger RNA, 5958 nt
Organism: Zophobas morio
Lineage: Eukaryota; Metazoa; Arthropoda; Insecta; Coleoptera; Tenebrionidae
Gene: Ubr1
Product: E3 ubiquitin-protein ligase UBR2
Exons: 2
Coding region: 394-5691 (1765 amino acids)
Biological process (GO): ubiquitin-dependent protein catabolic process via the N-end rule pathway
Molecular function (GO): ubiquitin protein ligase activity; zinc ion binding
Source: RefSeq, a predicted model, not a curated record